GAGCAAAAGGUGGACUCCACUGCCUUUAAACCAGAGGUAAGAGGUGGAGCCUUCGAAACGUUUGAGACGCCGUUCGGUGUGGGUGCAGCCGAGGGUAUCAACCGCGGAAAGUACGAAAGCUCCUGGGUCGUGGAGACUGAGGUCCCUGAGGCUUUUGAGGUAA
Molecule: messenger RNA, 163 nt
Organism: Dibothriocephalus latus
Lineage: Eukaryota; Metazoa; Platyhelminthes; Cestoda; Diphyllobothriidea; Diphyllobothriidae
Source: the annotation of a GenBank genome assembly